AUGCAGCUGAUUGCUCCUCUUAUUAAAGAUAUGACAAUCAACGACGUAGUCAAUGGAAAUGUUUCUGGCGGAUCGCCAAACCCGGGAUUGAUUUCUAAGCAUGAGGCUGAUAGUAAGUGAAUCUUUCAAGAUCUCAAGUUCUAAUUUUUCAUAUUUAAGCCAUUGGUCAAGCAUUCGCUCUUCAAUUCUACACAACUUUGUCGAAAUCCAGAAAUGAUGUGCAGAAGUUCUAUGGACAUGAAUCAAUUGUCAAUUUCAAAGAACUUGCAGUUGUUGGACAACAAGAUAUCGCAAAAUUUUAUGAAGACAAUCUUCCAGUCAAUAUUAAGAUCAAAAUUUUGUCGAUUAGCGGAGUUCCAACCCUUCAUCAAGGAAUUCUCCUUCAAGUUGUUGGAUUGAUCAACGCUGAUCCAUUUUUGCAAACUUUUAUUCUUGGACAACAAUGUUUGAAGAAAUACUAUGUUGAAAGUGAUCUUUUGCAAUUUUUGACCAACAUUUUUGAUGUUCCACAACAACCACCACAACAAGCUGCAGUUCAAGUUCAAAAGGUAAGUUUUUCUCGGAGAAGAGUCUGGGACACGCCUCGGCCAACCGUGGCUGACCAGAGUACAAUUUUGAAAAAGCUGAAUUUCUGUUUUCAGAGGUCAAAAAAUGAAAAAUUCACGGUUUUCUUACUGUAAAAAGUUAGCGUACAUUUUUUAUUUUGAAAACCACGAUUUUGGCCGAGUUGUCUUUUUAUCUUUUUAAAUUUCUCCCUGACUUGGAAAAAUUGAAGAAUCUUGAAUUCGAGAUAAAAAUAAAUUCCAAAUUUUCAGCCAAAAAUCAAUGGCCACCAUCCAGUAUUGAACGGAAAUGGAAAACCACAAGAAACCACAACCCAAUCUCCACAAAAACCAUACAACACUCCAGUUAAAGCAACUCCACCACCACAACAACAAAAAGCACAACAAAAAACACCACAAAAAGUUGAAGAUGCUCCACCAAAAGAGAAGACUCCAAGAGCUGUUGAAGUUCCAAAACCAGUUGUUUCAACACCAGCCAAGCCAGCUGCGCCACAAGAACCACCAAAACCAAUGUCAUGGGCAAACCUUGUUGGAAAUGGAUUGAAUAAGAGUGCCCCAGUUACCACUGCCACCAAUAACAAUGUGAAAUCAGCUCCAGCUCCACAAGAUCCAAUUCAAAGUGCUCCAGCUCCUCACGCCCAAAGUAACAAACAACGUGAAACAACACCACAAGAACCAGCCGCUCAAAAUGGAGCCAUCACCGAGAGAAAAAUCUAUCUUGGUGGAAUUCAACGAACCUUUGUUCCAGACCGAACAGAAGCUGCUGAAACUGAAAUCAGACAAAUCUUCCAACGUAAGUUGCUUCGCCUAUUUCGUCAACAAAAAAAGUAAAAACUUAUUUCAGAAUACGGAGAAGUCGAUGAUGUUCACGUUCCACGAAAAGUUCUCGAUUUUCCAAAUGAUACAUCAAAAACCGCUUUUGCUUUCAUCACAAUGAGAAAGCCAGCUUAUGCUCAAAAAGUUUUCGAUGCCGCUAACAAAGAUGUAAGUUUUUUUUAAUAGAAAAAGUUAGAAAAAAAUAUGGAGUUAGGAUAAAUCAAAAAUAAAGUUACAGUACAAAAAAAGCUGUAUUGUAACAAACACUGUGUAGGAGGCUGCUCAAUGAUAAGGGUUUUUUAUUAUAUAAAAUUUUGUAUUGAAAGUGUUUUUGAAAAAGAUGGGAUCAAAACGUUAUACAUUUGAGAAGUUCCACGUCAUAGUACAAGCCAAUUUAUAUCUUGCUUUUUGAUCGUAUAUGUGAUAUAAAUAGCUUUAGCAGACACCUGAUGAUAUAAAUUUGAUGAUUUUACAUCUAUAAAAGAUGACUUAUCGCUAAUUUGCUCACGACCAACUCAAAAUCGCGAAUAAUUAUGUAAUUAGAAAUCUGUUGAACUUAUGGACACGAAUUACACCUUGUUCAAUAAUGUAGAAAAACUGAAAAUUAGGUUAUGGAAAAAGAAUAACUUUUUCCUAUUUGUUUUGCUAUAAUGAAAACAUUUUAAAUUUUUACAGGAACAAGGACUCUAUCGCCUCACUCUCAAACUCGACGCCUUCGGUUUCGAUGGUCUCGCCACAAUCAGCGAGCAAAAAGACCGCCCAGGAUUCAAUGGAGGCGGUUUCCGCGGCGGAAACCGUGGAGGUGGUUUCCAAGGACGCGGCGGAUUUGUGCCACGUGGCGGACCUCGCGGAGGACGCGGAGGUCCACGUGGCGGAUUCCACAACAAUAACCAUCAUCAACAUCAACCACAACCAAAUCAACAUUAG
This is a messenger RNA of Caenorhabditis angaria, 2306 nucleotides long. The record is from the annotation of a GenBank genome assembly. Lineage: Eukaryota; Metazoa; Nematoda; Chromadorea; Rhabditida; Rhabditidae.